Salvelinus namaycush (lake trout) is the source of this 1012-nucleotide messenger RNA. RefSeq names its product rho GTPase-activating protein 12-like. The transcript is spliced from 3 exons. Lineage: Eukaryota; Metazoa; Chordata; Actinopteri; Salmoniformes; Salmonidae. The record is from RefSeq and is a predicted model, not a curated record. Gene Ontology annotation, molecular function: protein binding. The coding region runs from base 275 to 1012 and encodes 245 amino acids.
CGUCAGGGAAAAGUGGAACAAGGCGGAGAAAGUGUGUAGUUAGUGCGGAUACCUUGCUAGAAGUGUUGUAACUGAUGACGGUGUAGUGUCGACAGGGAGGUCGAGGCGAAAAGACAAGACGAAAAGUUUAUGGAAUUAUACCCUCUUCACAAUUGCUUACUUUGACAAAACAAGGAUUAUUACGGCCAGAAGACAAGCUGUACGGUGGGCCAUGCAGAGCCAGCCUGUGUGCCUGCAACGGUGAGCUCCAGCACCAGCCAACGUUUUCACCGUGAUGGCAGCAGAGCGGGAUGGGCGGGGGUGUGAGCUGCCCAUCGCCCCGGGCCAGGUGUACAUCGAGGUGGAGUAUGACUACAAUUACAAGUCCAAGGAGCGCCAGGUCUCCAUCCACCAGGGAGAGUGUUACAUGCUGGUGAAAAAGACCAACGGGGACUGGUGGCAGGUCAAGAAGGAGGAGGGGGCCAAGGCCUUCUAUGUCCCAGCGCAGUACGUCAGGGAGGUCCGCAAGGCCCUCAUGCCGCCUCCCAAGCCCCUGCACCUGGGGCAUCACCGUGGGGGGAGCGGGGGGAACCCGGUGCGGGUCAAGCCCAUCGUCCUGGACAUGGGCAGAUCUAACGAGAGCCUGAAUGUGACCAGUUUCAGUCGGCCCUCUCCCUCCUCACCCUCUCCCUCUUCCUCGUCGGGGGCAGCCCUCACCCCUCCGAGGCAGCACAGGGAUGCCAACCAGAACCCUGGUAGAGACCCUGGCAGCCCCACCGACCACGACAGGGCCUUGGUAGAUGUCCUCCAAAACACCCACCCUCACGUUCCUGGACGGGGAUGUAACACGCUGCCCCGUGCCCGUGCAACCUCCCCUGAGCUCCGCAGGGCACCCCUGGACGUGGACAUGCCUCCGGGGCCCUGUGACUCGGAGGGGUCGGAGAGACGCAACGACUCAGAGUCUGGAGAUGAGCUGAGCAGCGGUUCAAGUGAACACUUGCAGGUAAGUGGUGGUGAUGGGAAAGUCAUCUGA